AUGAGAAAAGUCUUCGUUGCUUUGGCUUUAGUUGCCAUCAUCGUCAGUGCUACCAUGCUCCCUGAAGUUAGACAAAGAGCUAAAGUCAGCUUACAAAAGCUUCACAAGAGCAGAAUUGGUAAGAACAUCGUUACUGCCAUCUAACUCGAAUUGAGCUCAAAGAACCGUGAUAACAUUAUUGUUAACAUCCUUGCUCUCCUUAAUGAUUUAUUGAACGAUUAAUCCACUUAAUUAACCAAAGCUCAAUCUGACUUAGCUGAUAAGUAAGACUAUUGUGGAUCUAGCAUUGAAUCUUAUCAAAACUAAAUCGCCUCCAAGCAAGCUGAUAUUGCUAACGCUUAAGCUUCCCUCCCUGCUCUCCACGCUGAAUUAGAAACUGACUAAGCUAACUUAGCUGACUAAGAAGCCAAAUUAGACAGAGCUCAACAAAAUUUAGCUGAAGCUAAUGACCUCAACGAUGCUGCUGUUGCUGCCUUCAACACCUCCAUUGCUAACCACAAUGCUAUGAUUGAUGCCCUUAAAUAAGCUAGAGCUCUCAUCGUCCAACUCUAAUCUUCUUCUUUCCUUUAAAAGAACAACGCCGUCCUCAUCCAACUCUCCAACCACAAGGCUUUGGCUUUGAAGAAGCUCGAAGGACACGCCAAGAAAUCUCUCUUCUCCCUCUUAAUGCAAAUGGCUCAAGAUGUUGGUAUCCAAGCUGACUAAACCCUCGUCGGAAACGUUCUUACUGUUAUUGACGAUUUACUCCAACACGAAUAAGACGGUAUUGAUGCUGAAACCUAAGCUGAAAACUAAAGAGUUGAAGAAUACAACGCUGCAGUCAUUGACUUCAACAAUUAAAUCAGUGAUGCUCAAGGUUAAAUCGCCUCCUUAAAUUAAGAUAUCUAAACUCUUACCAACAAUAUUAAUGACACCGAAAAUAACAUCGCCACCUGGUCCUAAUAAGUUUCUGACUUACAAGGUGUCCUCGACGAACUCCAAAACUAAUGCAAUGCUGAUAUUGCUCACUUCUAAGAUUUAAUCUAAGAAUUAAACGGAAUUAUUGAUAUCAUCCAACAAGUUAUCGCUAUCUUCGAAGGUCAAUCCAUCUAAGACGUCAAGCCCCUUUUCGAUGACAUUAGCGUAGAUGACGGUCUCGGAAGUGCUGAAAGCGCUUGA
Molecule: messenger RNA, 1158 nt
Organism: Tetrahymena thermophila SB210
Lineage: Eukaryota; Ciliophora; Oligohymenophorea; Hymenostomatida; Tetrahymenidae
Exons: 4
Source: RefSeq, a predicted model, not a curated record